AAACUGCCGUAAAAUUCAACGGCAAAGAUCAUGGCGUGACCUCCUGCCGUAAAAUGGAAUGCGCGCGCCCGACCGUCUGCCGUAAAGUGAAUUUGAGCGUGUGGAAGCAACGGAAUGGAAACGUGAAAAGUGUGUUGAUCCUGUCUACUCGCAGCAUGUUUGUCCUGGUGGAGAUAGUCGAUACUGUGCGGAUCCCACCCUGGCUUUUCGAAAGGAGGCUAAAUGAUGCCAUAGCUGAAGAGCUGAACAAAAAGCUGGCAAAUAAGGUUGUAUAUAAUGUCGGCCUCUGCAUUUGCCUGUAUGACAUUACCAAGCUGGAAGAUUCCUACAUUUUCCCAGGGGAUGGAGCAUCUCACACCAAAGUACAUUUCCGUUACGUGGUCUUUCGACCUUUUCUGGAUGAGAUUAUUACUGGCAAAAUUAAAGGCUGCAGUCAGGAUGGUGUUCAUGUGACCCUGGGCUAUUUUGAUGACAUCCUCAUCCCUCCAGAAUCCCUGCAGCAACCUGCCAAGUUUGAUGAGACGGAGCAGGUGUGGGUGUGGGAGUACGAGACGGAUGAGGGCACACAUGACCUUUACAUGGACGUCGGUGAGGAGGUCAGACUCCGGGUGGUGGACGAAACCUUUGUGGACACCUCCCCCACUGGGCCCAGCUCCACGGAAAGCUCCACCGCAGAGGAGACACAGAGGAAGGAGUCUCCCUACACGCUGACGGGCUCCAUCAGUGAGCCAGGACUGGGGCUGCUGACCUGGUGGACGAAUGGUUAAUGAGCAGGACUGGAAGGACUCAAUUGGGAUGCAGUGGCAAGACGGUGGGGCCUGGUUGGAGCUGCAGCAGACUCUGGCCUUGCUUAGCUCAGUGAUUCCUGAAGGAUCCAAUCUCCCGAGAACAGAUGCUGGAUGUUUAACCAGAGCAGGAAGCGAGCAAGAUCUAGCAGCAACUGGGAAUGUUUUCCUGACCAAUAAAUAAACGUGUACAAGCGGGAACAUUUAUUGGAAAGGCUUCCAGUAAGGAAGUAUAGAUUCGGUUGGUAGAGGCCAUGUUGAGUGAUGUGUGUCUUCACAACAGGCGAUUUAAGUAAAGAUGUUUGUGGAAUGGA
This is a messenger RNA of Rhincodon typus (whale shark), 1099 nucleotides long. It is a transcript of the gene polr3h, whose product is annotated as polymerase (RNA) III (DNA directed) polypeptide H. Gene Ontology annotation, molecular function: DNA-directed RNA polymerase activity; DNA binding. Lineage: Eukaryota; Metazoa; Chordata; Chondrichthyes; Orectolobiformes; Rhincodontidae. Gene Ontology annotation, biological process: transcription initiation at RNA polymerase III promoter; DNA-templated transcription. Bases 54 to 767 code for a protein of 237 amino acids. The record is from RefSeq and is a predicted model, not a curated record. The transcript has 7 exons. Gene Ontology annotation, cellular component: RNA polymerase III complex.